AUGUCGGCCUCGCAGAAUCCCGAUGCCAUGACCAGCACCCAAGGCGAGUUCCGCUCACGGGUUGCUCCUAGCGAGCCUCUUACCACCAAGGGCCACGCGCCAGGUGUCAAAGUAGGAAAGGACGCCGCUCAAGAGUUCCACGCCGAGGCAUACCCAGCCGGAACUGCGCCCGCCAAAUUCACUCAUCAGCCGAACCCCGGUCCGGAAGAUACGGCUGGAGGCCAGCGCACCUCAACAGAGGCGUUACUGCCAGGCCCCACCUCGCAGCAGAUCUACAACGAAACCGAUCUCGGCAAGCCGAUCGAGGGCCAGUCGAGUGCCGAGCUACACGGGCGGCACAAGAAGGAAAGGUCCGGCCUCGAAGGGGUCGGAGCCAGUAAGGGGGGUGUGUUCGACAAGGUGCGGCAGGAGGGAGCAGACCUGGAAGGACGGGCGGCUGAGAUAAAGGGCCAGAGGGGCGCGAGCGGGCUCACUGAGGAAGGGCAGGAGUGGCAGGGUGCCGAUGAAAGGACCCCGGCGUCGGCCGAGGAUGUUGCUGCCGAGAGACGCUGA
This is a messenger RNA of Thyridium curvatum, 552 nucleotides long. RefSeq lists its product as uncharacterized. The coding region runs from base 1 to 552 and encodes 183 amino acids. Lineage: Eukaryota; Fungi; Ascomycota; Sordariomycetes; Thyridiales; Thyridiaceae. The transcript has 2 exons. The record is from RefSeq and is a predicted model, not a curated record.